Messenger RNA from Branchiostoma belcheri (Belcher's lancelet), 1447 nucleotides. RefSeq names its product zinc finger protein 271-like. Gene Ontology annotation, molecular function: RNA polymerase II transcription regulatory region sequence-specific DNA binding; DNA-binding transcription factor activity, RNA polymerase II-specific. Lineage: Eukaryota; Metazoa; Chordata; Leptocardii; Amphioxiformes; Branchiostomatidae. The transcript has a single exon. Gene Ontology annotation, biological process: regulation of transcription by RNA polymerase II. Gene Ontology annotation, cellular component: nucleus. The coding region runs from base 24 to 1427 and encodes 467 amino acids. The record is from RefSeq and is a predicted model, not a curated record.
AUAAACAAAAUCACACAGGCAAAAUGCCCUACACGUGCGACCAGUGUGACUACAGUUCGCUGAGGAAAGUAGACCUUGCCUUGCAUAAGAAAAGACAUGCCGGUGACAUGCCCUACAAGUGUGAUCAAUGUAGCUAUAGAACUGCCAGAAAACACGAUCUACCUAGGCAUAAGAGAACCCAUGCUACAACUAAAAUUAGUAAAAGGUCAGCUGAGAAAUUGAAGCCAGUUAAAGAGAAGAAAGUCCCUAAACCCGACAAAUCUUUUAAGUGUACAGAAUGCAGCUAUACCACAAAAAGGAGACUAGAAAUGGCCAGGCAUGAAUUCCAACACACAGGCAAGAAGCCUUACAAUUGUGAUAAAUGUAGCUAUGGAUCUCUUAGAAAACAGGACCUGGAAAGACAUGAACAAUUAACCCACGCUACCAAAGACAGUACAACCGAGGAAUUCUUCACGUGUACAGAAUGCAGCUAUAGCACACGUAGGAAAAGAGAACUGGAGUUGCAUUUCACUAAACACACAGGCAACGAGCCCUUCAAGUGUGACCAGUGUGACUAUGCUACACUGAGAAAAUCGGACCUCAACUUCCACAAAAUAAAACACACUGGGAACAUGCCCUACAACUGUAAUGAAUGCGACUAUGGAACGCCUCGGAAGUCAGACUUACAGAAGCAUUUGAGAACCCAUACAGGGGAAAAACCCUUCAAAUGUGCGUUCUGCGACUUCAGAGCGGCUAUGAAGUGUAAUGUUAACACACAUCAACGGAAAGUUCACAAAGACGGCCGCGUGGUCAAGGAUCUCACUACUGCUGCAUCUGAUCAGAACCCAAAUGAAGAGAAUGUUGACAGACCUUACAAGUGUAAAGAGUGUGUCUACAGCACAGCAAGUAAAACAGACCUUGUUGCACACAUUAUUAACCACGGAAGUAGUACACCCAAUGAGUCUGGGCCAGAGAAAGACACCCUCAUGGAAGAAAUCGAAACCAAGAACAGCUCCAAAGCUGAUGCCGACAACGGAUUGACAGAUAAAAACGAUGGCACCGAAGAUACAGAAGAUGUAAACUCACAAAAAGAUGAUCACGAAACACAAGAGUCAAACACAAGCGAAAGCAACACAGAGACUACUGAGCCAAGACUUGCAAACCUUGCCUUACUUGAGUCCUUACAGAAAGAAAUAUCUCAAGAAACCAACUCAAGCAAGGCUGCUGAAGAUGGCAAAUCCAUGGAUGAAGAUUUAAGUAGUGUGAGUUUGGAAGAAGAAAUCACAGUCUACAGCUUACCCUACAAGUGUGAGGAGUGCAGCUUCAGUACACAAGGAAAAGAGAGUUUGACAGGCACCAGCGUGUCGAGCACGCUUCCAAUAUGCGCUUUAAGUGUGACGCGUGUGACUAUGGGGCUACGAAAAAAUCUGACCUGGUCAAGCAUAUGAUAACAGCACACGCCGGUGAC